Colossoma macropomum (tambaqui) is the source of this 6369-nucleotide messenger RNA. RefSeq names its product basement membrane-specific heparan sulfate proteoglycan core protein-like. Gene Ontology annotation, biological process: cell surface receptor signaling pathway. Gene Ontology annotation, molecular function: transmembrane signaling receptor activity. The coding region runs from base 72 to 3938 and encodes 1288 amino acids. The record is from RefSeq and is a predicted model, not a curated record. Lineage: Eukaryota; Metazoa; Chordata; Actinopteri; Characiformes; Serrasalmidae. The transcript has 19 exons.
UCUCUCUCUCAGGAAGUGAUGAAUGUUGAACACAGAGCAUUGUUCAGUCAGUCAGUCAUUACGGGGACAGUAUGGAGUUCAGGUCUCUCUCUGUAAUACUCUUGCAGAUUGUCUUCAUCCACUGUGGACAAACUCAGGAUGUAUCAGAAGGCACAGAAACCAGUGAUAGUGAUACACCUGGGUCAGAACAAAACAGCUCUGUCUACACUGGAGACACAGUUACUCUGAUCUGUGAGGUGGAGUCUACAGGAUGGGAGUUUCUCUGGUACAAAAAUCCUGCAGUUAAAGACUCCAACACAAUCAGUAUAAUAGUGUCUGAUGAAGGAACAGCAGAGUUUAAAUGUGCAGCACGCAGAGGAGACUACAGCACACAGACCAGUGAUGCAACCAAGACUACAGUUAAAGUGCUGAUUCUACUCAUCCACUGUGGACAAACUAAGGAUGUCCACAGGGAUAGUGGUACACCUGGGUCAGAAGAACAUGAACAGACUAAGAGGGAGGAUCACCAGAUCUCUGUCCACACUGAAGACACAGUUACUCUGACCUGUGAGGUGGAACAGUGUACUGGAUGGGAGUUUCUCUGGUAUAAAGACUCUCAGCAAUUACCGCCUCAGAGUACUGCAGAUAAAGACACCAACACAAUCAGUGUAACAGUGUCUGAUGAAGGAACAGCAAAGACUAAAUGUGCAGCACUCAGAGGAGACUACAGCACACAGCUCAGUGAUCCAGCCAAGAUUACAAUUAAAGAAAAACCCAAUCUGACUGUGAGUGUGGAUCCUCAGAGCUCUGUCUACACUGGAGACACAGUUACUCUGACCUGUGAGGUAAAGCAGUCUACUGGAUGGAAGUUUCUUUGGUAUAAUGGCUCUCAGCAAUUACAGCCUCUGAAUACUGCAGAUAAAGACACCAACGCAGUCAAUGUAACAGUGUCUGAUGAAGGAACAGCAGAGUUUAAAUGUGCAGCACGCAGAGAAGUCUAUUACACACAGCUCAGUAAUCCAGUCAGGAUUACAGCUAAAGCUUUACCCAGAGCUACACUGACUGUAGAACCCACAUGGAGUCCUGUGUUCACUGGAGAGUCAGUCACUCUGAAGUGUGAGAUGGAGUCUUACAGUGACUGGAGAUAUCAGUGGUAUAAAGGUAGCAGUAGAACUGCAGUCAGUCAGUCUCAGACAAACACCUUCACCAUCAGAUCAGCAGCAGAUCAGGAUCAGGAUCAGUACUGGUGUAGAGGAGAGAGUGAUUACAGACCCACGUCAUCACAACAGAGCAAUACUGUUACUGUCACAGUGAAAGAGAGACCAAAAGCUGUGGUGUCCAUACAGUCUGAUGAUCAGGUGUUUGUAGGAGCGACUGUCACUCUCAGAUGUGACAUACAGGGAGGAGGAGUCUCUAACUGGCAGCACAGCUGGUUUAAAGAUGGUUCAUCCACUCCUGUCAGUAAAGAACAGCAGUACAGAAUCAGCUCUGUUACAGAGUCUCACAGUGGAAAAUACACCUGUAGAGGAACAGAGAGUGGAACAUCACGCUACUCACACACCAGUGAUGCUGUUACACUGACUGUAUCAGCUUUACCCAGAGCUACACUGACUGUAGAACCCACAUGGAGUCCUGUGUUCACUGGAGAGUCAGUCACUCUGAAGUGUGAGAUAGAGUCUUACAGUAACUGGAGAUAUCAGUGGUAUAAAGGCAGCAGUAGAACUCCAGCCAGUCAGUCUCAGAAAAACACCUUCACCAUCAGAUCAGCAGCAGAUCAGGAUCAGUACUGGUGUAGAGGAGAGAGAGAUAACAGACCCUCAUCAUCACAGCGCAGCAAUCCUGUUACUCUCACAGUGAAAGAGAGACCAAAAGCUGUGGUGUCCAUACAGCCUGAUAAACAGGUGUUCAGAGGAGAGACUGUCACUCUCAGAUGUGACAUAGAGGGAGAAGGUGUCUCUAACUGGCAGCACAGCUGGUUUAAAGAUGAUUCAUACAGACCUGUCAGUAAUGAACAGCAGUACAGUAUCAGCUCUGUUACAGAGUCUCACAGUGGAAAAUACACCUGUAGAGGAACAGAGAGUGGAACAUCACGCUACUCACACACCAGUGAUGCUGUUACACUGACUGUAUCAGCUUUACCCAGAGCUACACUGACUGUAGAACCCACAUGGAGUCCUGUGUUCACUGGAGAGUCAGUGACUCUGAAGUGUGAGAUAGAGUCUUACAGUGACUGGAGAUAUCAGUGGUAUAAAGGCAGCAGUCGAACUGCAGCCAGUCAGUCUCAGACAAACACCUUCACCAUCAGAUCAGCAGCAGAUCAGGAUCAGUACUGGUGUAAAGGAGAGAGAGAUAACAGACCCUCAUCAUCACAGCGCAGCAAUCCUGUUACUCUCACAGUGAAAGAGAGACCAAAAGCUGUGGUGUCCAUACAGCCUGAUAAACAGGUGUUUAUAGAAGCGACUGUGACUCUCAGAUGUGACAUAGAGGGAGAAGGAGUCUCUAACUGGCAGUACAGCUGGUUUAAAGAUGAUCCAUACAGACCUGUCAGUUAUGAACAGCAGUACAGUAUCAGCUCUGUUACAGAGUCUCACAGAGGAAAAUACACCUGUAGAGGAACAGAGAGAAGAACAUCACGCUACUCACACACCAGUGGUGCUGUUAGACUGACUGUAUCAGCUUUACCCAGAGCUACACUGACUGUAGAACCCAAAUGGAGUCCUGUGUUCACUGGAGAGUCAGUGACUCUGAAGUGUGAGAUAGAGACUUACAGUAACUGGAGAUAUCAGUGGUAUAAAGGCAGCAGUAGAACUGCAGUCAGUCAGUCUCGGACGAACACCUUCACCAUCACAUCAGCAGCAGGUCAGGAUCAGGAUCAGUACUGGUGUAGAGGAGAGAGAGAUAACAGACCUUCAUCAUCACAGCGCAGCAAUACUGGUACUCUUACAGUGAAAGAGAGACCAAAAGCUGUGGUGUCCAUACAGCCUGAUAAACAGGUGUUUAUAGGAGAGACUGUGACUCUCAGAUGUGACAUAGAGGGAGAAGGUGUCUCUAACUGGCAGCACAGCUGGUUUAAAGAUGAUCCAUACAGACCUGUCGGUUAUGAACAGCAGUACAGUAUCAGCUCUGUUACAGAGUCUCACAGAGGAAAAUACACCUGUAGAGGAACAGAGAGAAGAACAUCACGCUACUCACACACCAGUGAUGCUGUUACACUGACUGUAUCAGCUUUACCCAACGCUACACUGACUGUAGAACCCACAUGGAGUCCUGUGUUCACUGGAGAGUCAGUCACUCUGAAGUGUAAGAUAGAGUCUCACAGUGACUGGAGAUAUCAGUGGUAUAAAGGCAGCAGUAGAACUGCAGUCAAUCAGUCUCAGACAAACACCUUCAGCAUCAGAUCAGCAGCAGAUCAGGAUCAGGAUCAGUACUGGUGUAGAGGAGAGAGAGAUAACAGACCCUCAUCAUCACAACCCAGCAAUACUGUUACCCUCACAGUGAAAGCAGAAAAACCUAAACCUGAACUCACAUCAAGCCAUAAAGGAGCUGCACUGAUAGGAAAUCCAGUGGUUCUGUACUGUGAGCUGGAUCAGUCUGCUGGAUGGAGGUUUUACUGGUCCAAACACACACAGAACCCUGAGAAUGAGAUCAAGACUGAAACACACUCCUACAGCAUCAGCUCAGUCAGUGUCUCUGAUGGAGGACAGUACUGGUGCAGAGCUGGGAGAGGAAACCCAGACUACUACACUAACUACAGUCAUGCACUCUGGAUAAACACGACUAGUGUGUCUAGUUCAGGAGCUUCAUUCUCAGUGCUCUGUCUGCUCAGCUGUUUAAUGGCAGUGUCUUCAUAUCUGCUGGUGACCAUCGUACUAGUGGUCAAAUUCUACAGGGCUCAAGGUGAGGAGAGGAAGAAAAAGCUGAAGCUGAAGGAGACAGACAAGACUGAAGCAGCAGAUUAGAUGGAGGUUAUUGAUCAAGAAGAAAGCGAGUCUGAAUCUGAUGAGCUGAAUUAAACAUAAGCAGUCACAGAAGCUGGAGCAUGUAGCUGUGAGCUGAGGAGCAAUUUGUCUGUGUGUUUAUUGUUUCUUUUUUUAUCUGAAAAUAAGGUCAAUUGUGUUUGCUGUCAGUAGGUGUGGUGUUAAUAAUAAGUCAGCUGUGAUGCUUUUUCAGUUCCAGACUGAACCUUCAAUCGCAAAUAAUUAUCAAAAUGCUGUUUUUCAUUUGAAUAAAUUUAAUUUCCUUCUCAUACAUACUUAUUAUACAUACUAUUCUACUGAAUUAGUUCAAAGUGUACUGUUCCAGCCUGGGAUUGAUUCUGUGUUCUCCUGUCUCCUGUCUGUGCGAGUUUCCUCGGGGUACUCCAGUUUCUUCCUAUAGUCCAGGCCAGUUGGAGUUAAUAAAUUGCCCCUAGGUGUGUGUAUGAGAUGGUAUGUGUCUUUAUGUCUGCCCUGUGAUGGACUGGCAACCUGUCUGGGGUGUUUCCUGCCUUCCGCCCAAUGACUGCUGGGAUAGGCUCCAACACCCCUACGACCCAGGAGGAUAAGCGUCUUAGAUUAUAAAUGAACGAAUGAAUGUACUGUCCCACAGUAAAAAAAUAAAUAAAUAAACAAAAUUAAUUAAUUAAUUAUUCAAACCAUAACUACUUACCAGGUUUAUGUUAUGAUCUAUUUAAACCCAUUAAUAGUAUAAGCUGAAUAAGCUGAAUAUAUACAAAACCAUCAUUAUAGGGUACCUUCUAUUGGGAAGUGUCUGUCCUAAAGCCUAACUGCUAAAUAUACACUUGUUAAAAUAAUUCUCAAUUGUUCAACGUUUUCAAUGUUUUUCCAUUGUCUUUUAUUGUUUUUUCAAUAAUGUUUUUUUAACAAUCUUUUUAAUUUAUUUUAAAGUUAAAAUAUUUAUCUUAUUUAUUAUCAUGAGUUUAAUAUUUUACAAUAAAAUAACUUUUUACAUGUACAUUUUUGUCCCACAUUUACAUGUCACUUUCAAAAUACUGAGUUUUAGUCCAUAGGCGGAGUCUUACUGUAACCACACCCCUGCAUUUUAGAGCCGAAAGACUGCACUGCUGUCCCUCAUGGCCACAUGGUGAGCAGUUAAAUCCCAUUAUUUUGAAGGAAAUGUGUCCCAAAGUCUGAAAAUCUGUGUGGAACAUUGUAGUGACAUUGAGAAUUGUCACUACCGAAACACAUAUUUUCUACAAUUAACUAAACUCUUUUGUGUUUUAAUGAAAAAUAUUAUGAUGUUAUUAUGAUAUUAUGAGGUGUACAACUAUUCAAAGCUUUGUUAGUCAAGGAUUGGCUAGCAUUUUUAAAGUAUGCAUAAAAUGGUAAAAUUCAGUAGUAUUUAUACUCUUUUAGUAGUGACAGUUUUAGCCAAUUGUUUAUAUUUGGUCAAUUUUUGGUAGUGUUAUGAUUGUUUUGGUAGUGACAAACUGGAAUGUGCAAUAAUAUAUUUUAAUAAAAUAAACCCAAUUAAAGGUUUCUCAAAGCAAAAUUAUUUUAGUCUAAAUUCCAGGUCAGUUAGUCCAAAAUGUGUUUUCAACUCUGAACCAGUUCAGUAGAAUGAUUCAUAUAUAUAAUCUGAUUCCUUUCUGUCUUCAUUUCAGUUGACAUCCAUUUUGCUUAAUUGUAUAUUAUUUAUUUUUUAUUCCACAGUGAAAAGUGGAAUUUUGAAAAGAUUUUUUGAUGCAGUGCAAUGUAUUUAAUAGAUUUAAACUGGGGCAACUUGUAAUAUUUCAUUAAGUGAAAAUGCACGUUUUUUUUUGUUUUGUUUUUGUUUUUUUAAGGUCUAUGCCUCCAUUACUGUAUUUUUCUUAUUUCAUUCCCAGUAUUACUCUUUUAUUUUGACACAUGCAGAUUUAGUUCAAACAUUACUGAGGUGUUAUUCUGUUCUGUUUGAUUUUGUUUUCCAUAAAUGUUAAGAUAAAUCAAUGUAACGGUUUCUUUUUUUAUGUGUCUAAUUUGAAUGUAUGAUUGAUUUACUGUAAAUAUCUUAGUGUCUUGAUUUUUAAACUACCAUUCAGAACCUGUAGGGGCUUUUCAGCACCAUACGCUCUCUAACAGUGUUGCCAGAGUGGGCUAUUUCACCCUCACGUGGGAAAACUAGCCUUUAGCAUCAUCCUAAUUUUAAAGCUGUUUUUAUAUUUCCAAUAAUUCAAUUCAAGACACAAACCACUUUGUGAGAUGUUACUCAGAAAUGCUUUGUGGUUAGUAGGCCCAGAAACUGUGUGGCAGAAAAUAAACAAUCAUCUCAACAUCUGUUCAUACAAUUUGGAAACAACUUAGUUUAAAUUCAGAUUUCGAUGUUUGAGUCUGUUUAAUUUGUUAAUUUCAAUUAUUUACCAUGUAGGCUGUUUAUUGUUUUGAUACUGCUGUAAUGAAACAGAACAACUGC